UUUUUUUUACUUUCAUGUCUCUUUAGGCGCUCCCUAAUCUGAACAUAUAAUUGAACAUCGAGGAAAAUUUGAGGGUGUAGGAUAUACUUUUUUUCCCCAGAAAAGUUGGAGUCCAGUUUCAACCAUUUUUUAUAGACUAAAAUAUCCCACACAGAGCACCUGAACGCGCCACGGAGGGAGAACGCGCAGAUCUUCAUAAAAAAGCCUCCAUGUCAGAAGUGAGCGUUUGCAUCUCUUUAUAUCUCCAAACGUAUGUAUCCGGAAUGUUGUCCCCGCCCCGGUCUACACUCCCACCCCAGAACUUCUAAAUGAAAAUCCUCAAAAGCCUGGUGGUUGUGCGGAGUCAGCGGGAAGUUUGGUGUGAGUUUCUGCACCUCGGAACGCUUUGGCACGGACGCAGAGCGCAGGAUACUUCUGCAAGAAGGAGAAGAAAAAAAUAAUAAUAAAAUAAACUCACACACGUAAAGAUGAGCACGAACGAGAAGAAUGACCUGGCGACGGUUAUUGUUCCCAAUGGGCUCCCCCAGGGACCGAAAAAGGUGGAGGACAGGGGACACUGGGGGACCAAAGCCGAGUUCAUCCUCACGGUGAUGGGAGCAAUCAUCGGGCCCGGGAAUGUGUGGAGAUUCCCCUACCUGUGCUACCGAAAUGGGGGAGGUGUGUUUUUCAUCCCUUACCUUUUGUUCAUAUUCACCUGUGGAAUACCUCUGUUCUUCCUGGAGACAGCCCUGGGUCAGUUCACCAGCCAGGGGGGCAUUACAUGCUGGAGGAGAAUUUGUCCACUUUUCCAAGGAAUGGGCUAUGCCAGUCACUUAAUCAUCAUGUUUGGCGCCACCUCCUACAUCAUGAUCCUCACAUGGUCUUUCUUUUACCUGUUCUCCUCCUUCAGUUCAGACCUGCCUUGGGCCUCAUGUGGAAAUGAGUGGAACACAGAUACUUGCUUUGACAGCAAUCUGAAUAACAGCCAGUUCAGACACAACAGCACUCUUCCAGUUGUGGAGUUCUGGCAGCGUCGAGUUUUGAAGGUCUCAAGUGGCAUUGAGGAUGUGGGCAGCUUGAGGUGGGAGCUGGUCUUGUGUCUCAUCUUGAGCUGGAUCAUCUGCUACUUCUGCAUCUGGAAGGGAAUCAAGUCAACUGGAAAGGCGGCCUACUUCACAGCCACAUUCCCCUUCCUCAUCCUGUUUAUUUUGCUCAUAAGGGGUGUUACCCUGCCAGGGGCAAUAGAUGGGAUCAUCUACUACCUGUAUCCUGACAUUUCUCGUUUGUCAGAUCCGCAAGUGUGGAUGGAUGCCGGCACUCAGAUCUUCUUCUCAUAUGCCAUCGGUCUCGGCUUCCUCACUUCUCUGGGGAGUUAUAAUCAUUACAACAAUAACUGUUAUAGAGACUGUUUCUACUUAUGUUUACUGAACAGCGCCACCAGCAUCGUUGCCGGUUUUGCCAUUUUUUCUGUUCUAGGAUUCAUGACAUAUGAACAAGGUGUGGACAUUUCUGAGGUGGCAGAAUCAGGCCCAGGCUUGGCUUUUAUUGUCUACCCACGUGCUGUAGCUAUGAUGCCUAUGCCUCAGGUGUGGUCAGUGUGUUUCUUCCUCAUGAUCAUCCUGCUAGGACUGGAUAGUCAGUUUGUUGGUAUGGAGUGCGUGAUGACAUCACUGGUUGAUCAUUUCCCCAAUUACCUGCAAAAAGGCUACCGGCGUGAGAUCGUUCUGCUUAUAAUCUGCUGUUUCUGCUGCCUGCUGGGACUCCCCAUGGUCACUGAGGGGGGUAUAUACCUCCUUCAGUUGUUGGACCAUCAUGUCUGCAGUGGAACCACUCUGCUGCUCCUCUCCUUCUGUGAGUCCAUCAGCAUUGGCUGGGUCUAUGGUGCAGACCGUUUUUACAACGACAUCUCCAACAUGAUUGGCUACCGCCCACAUAUAUUUAUGAAAUACUGCUGGAAAUACAUCACCCCCUUUGUCUGCUUUGGGACCUUCAUCUUCUCCAUUGUGAAAUAUUCUCCUCUGAAGUUCAGCAGCACUUAUGUUUAUCCACUGUGGGCCAACAUUCUGGGUUGGUUCAUUGCCACAGUUUCCCUGUUGCUUAUCCCGCUGUUUGUGUUGCUUAAAGUUAUCCAGGGGGAAGGUUCUCUGCGGCAGCGUUUGUUUCUGCUCUGCCAACCCGAGGCCGACCUGGACCGCACACAACCACCUUCUGGUCAGGGAAGCAUUGGCUCCUGCUCCCAGACGGAGCUCAAGCCCCUCACCCAGAAUGGGGAACUCAGACACCUUCAACAAUUUAACUGCACGGUGGACAGUUGUCCUGUCAACUAGUUCCAGUGUCAGCCGUUAUAAACUGCUGUCUUCCUUUGCAUGGAAAAAUCUUUUCUGUGACAAAGAUAUUCUACCUGAACAGGAAUUAUCCACAAAGACAAAUAAUUUUAUGUGCAGUUCUUGCAACUCUCCCAUUUUAUGUAAAUUAGUGUUUUAUAUACUUUUUUAAAAAAUAUGUACAGUUUAAAUUUUGGGAACUCCUACAUAAAAAAGUUUCCACAUUCGCAUAUGUCAUCAUGGAGCUUUGUUAGAGAAAACAAGAAAUAUUAACGAUUGGGUUGCACAGAAAUAGGUAACGGAAAUGUUUUUUUUUUCUUGCUCCUCACAUUCUUCUGUAUGGUUCCUCACGAUAACGGUAAGCAUGGGACUGAAUGAAAGUUGACUGAAAAUUAGCAAGUGAAAAAGCAAAAGUGAGAUAAAAGAUAAGAUUAAACCUUGAAAUCUGGGCCCAAUUUAAUAUAAUAUUCUGGCAUUGAGUUGCUUCACAAAUAAACAGUUUAUCAAUUUUUACAAAUGCAUUGUGGGAAAAUCUGUCAUUCCUAAAACUUUUCUAAAUAGUGUUAUCUUAUAAUCUAAUUAUGUUUUAAUUGAUCCUGGGAAAUCCCGACUAAAUGGUUCCCAAAUGUGGCUGAAACUGAUCCUUCAGGGAUUAAAUGUGCAUAAGAAGUGCACUUUUAAAUGCAACUCUGGCACACGUAAUGUAAAUACGCAACAAUACAGGACUGAGAAUCGGAAAUGUUGACAGCUGAAGCAAAGGACAUCAUUGUGGAAGUAAUGCUUUAAAUAAUCCUGGUUCAUGUGAGACGGAGUGAGGAUUCAGUGGGUUUUAUCUAAGCACUUAAGUUCAGACACAUGAGUGGAAAGAUGUUUCUCUCAUGUUUUGGUGUCACUUCUGCACAACAGAUGUGAUUGAUAACCAGUAAAACAGAUAGUAGGACUAAUAAACUUCUCUACCACCACCUAAAAUCAAUAAGACAUUUGAGCCAGUGUGGUUGAAAGCAACCAGACAGACUUUCUGUAUGGCUUCAAGCGCAUUCAUGUACGUGCAGCCUUUGAUCUCUGAUCACCAACAGAAAUCUAACAAGUUCUCACUUUCACACAGCAGUCAAACACAUCAGUUCAUGACUUGGGGCAAAAACGUAUCUGCUCGGCAGUCACGUCUCUCCCGCUGGUUUAACACGUGGAAUCUCUUUCAAAAGCUGUCAGCCUCCUUCCCUUUAAACUCCCAACCUCUCCCGUCUCUUUCAGGCUUGAGCAAAGUUGACACAGAUGCUUCUGAGCAGCAUUCCGCAUUAACAGUAUCCCAAACACGCCCAGGAUAAUGAGCAAUUACUCACACAAGGUGUGAAGAAAUUUUCCGAGCAUUUAAACUGAUCAAAUGUGACUAUGAGAAUCCCUCUUGUGCUGUGAAGUGGAGCCAAGAGGCUCACAGGUGACUGCACCAGAGAUGGGAUCACUCAGGAGCCGUAAAUCACAUGUUAUUAAAAAAAAAAAAAAAAAAAAAAAACUACCUUUUUUAAUUCAUAUUUUGUUAAUAUGUUAUGAGCUGCUUCAUAAUUGUUGACACCACUUUAGAGUCAAAAUGACUUGAUGCGCCUCUGUGUUUGGGUGAAGGGUUUCCAAAUCACUUUUAUAUCUCUGUAUAAAACUGGUAUUCCAUUCAUGUUCUUUCUGAAAGAAUUUCAGCUUUGUUGCUGCUUCAGUGUAUGAAUAAAAAGAACAUUUACCAGAACA
Molecule: messenger RNA, 4040 nt
Organism: Oryzias melastigma (Indian medaka)
Lineage: Eukaryota; Metazoa; Chordata; Actinopteri; Beloniformes; Adrianichthyidae
Product: sodium- and chloride-dependent GABA transporter 2
Exons: 14
Coding region: 468-2306 (612 amino acids)
Biological process (GO): sodium ion transmembrane transport
Cellular component (GO): membrane
Source: RefSeq, a predicted model, not a curated record